UUCAAUUAGGCCCAAUAAAGUACGUUUAGAGCUAGGAUCAUCUUCUCCGGCAGUAUCGCCGGGAAAAGAAAUGUUGGCGAUAACGAGAGUGAUAAGCCGACGACUUCACAGCACAAGCGAUGUUACUCUCUCUCCAAAACUCUCAGGAUUCUCUAUUGUAUCUCCCAAACACGUUGAGGUAGAGUAUGCAGAUGGAACCAAGUUCAAGUUUUCAUCAGAGUUUUUGAGGAUUCAUAGUCCAGCUGCUGAUGGGAAAGUCAGAUCUAUCGGUGGUGAAAAGGUGAUAUCUGGAAGGCGGUAUGUAGGAAUCAUGUCUGCAGAACCGGUUGGAAACUACGGGGUAAGGUUAGUGUUUGAUGACUUGCAUAGAACAGGGAUAUAUCCAUGGGAUUAUUUCCACGAGCUUGGGAGCAACAAGUUUGGUCUUAUGAGAAGCUACAUCAAGACUCUUCAAAAGCAUAAUCUCAGCCGUGAACCUGCUCCUUCAAGAAAGAGAUGAUUCUGGUCAUCAAAAGUGUUUUGAUAGAUCCUUGUUGAGCAGAAACAGAGAAUGAGAUAUGCUUAUGCUGACUCUCCAAAAGCAUAAUCUCAGCCGUGAACCUCCUCCUUCAGCUGGUUGUAUUGUGAAUAUUACAAAGUUGAUUAUCUUUUCUUUAAGUUUUCCUUUUGACAGAAUGCUAUAUUUGGCUUUGAUGAUAUAGAUUUUGAUUGUUCAGCCUUUAACUGUCUUUUCCAUCAUCUGUCACCA
Messenger RNA from Camelina sativa (false flax), 748 nucleotides. RefSeq lists its product as uncharacterized. Lineage: Eukaryota; Viridiplantae; Streptophyta; Magnoliopsida; Brassicales; Brassicaceae. The record is from RefSeq and is a predicted model, not a curated record.